Messenger RNA from Orbilia oligospora ATCC 24927, 1509 nucleotides. RefSeq lists its product as uncharacterized. The transcript has a single exon. The coding region runs from base 1 to 1509 and encodes 502 amino acids. NCBI's taxonomy places the organism in Eukaryota, Fungi, Ascomycota, Orbiliomycetes, Orbiliales, Orbiliaceae. The record is from RefSeq and is a predicted model, not a curated record.
AUGCCACCAAAACGUAAAUCCACAGAAGCCAACCUCGAAAACCGGUCCCGGCAAACAGCAGAGCUCGUAGUUCCAAAUCCAGCCGUCAACGACGCAAAGCGCGCAAAGAUAACGCAGAAUGCUCCGCUAGGUGAUAUCUCCAAUAGCCCCUGGCCGAUUAAAUGGACCGCCUUUGGAACCGGGAAAUACGUCGAGGAUCCCCUGAGACCCGUCGCCCCUAUUAAUUUCUCCGUGGCUGACAAGAAUAUUGUUGAAGAGGACGAAGAAGAAGAGGAAGUGGUACCGGAAACCGAGUCUCUGGAGGAGGUUGAGGAAGAGGAAGAGGAAGAAGCCCCUGAGGAGGCUGUAGUACCAGUUGAAGCACCAGCAAAGAAGGCUGCGAAGAAGACUACUACAAGGAAAACCGCCACAAAAAAGGCCACUCCCAAAGCCAAAGCCAAUGCCGUGGAAGCUACAGCUGCUGAGCCAGUGGCUGUUCCGGAACCCACUCCUGCCGAACCCGAACCGAUGCCCGAAGAGGUCACCGCUCCAGCGAAAAAGGGCAGAAAGCCAGCCGCAAAGAAAGCUACUCCAAAGGGAGCUUCGAAAGCUGCAAAGGCUAUCCCGGUCGAGCCGGAAGUUGCUUCAGAGGAACCAGUCGUCGAGACAGUUGCUCUCACAAAGUCAAAGAAGGCCACCGCAAAGAAGGCCACGCCGAAAUCUACAUCCAAGGCCGCAAAGGUCGCUCCAGUUGAAACAGAAUCAGUUCCGGAACCUGUCGCCGAACCUGAGGCAAGUAAACCCAAGGCAAAGAAACCGGCCGCGAAGAAAGCAACACCGAAAGCAAAAGCAGCAGCCCCGGCUCCAGCCCAAGUAGAAGAAGAGGAGCAAGAGGAGCAAGAGGAACCCGUAGAGCCCGCAAAACCAGCAAAGAAAGCCGCAAAAUCCAAAGCGAAGGCGAAGGUUACAGUCGUCGAGAUCGAAGAAACCGAAGAAGUCGAAGAAACCGAAGAAACCGAAGCCCCAGCCACAGCUCCUGCAAAGAAAUCCACAAAGGCCACAAAGGCCACAAAAGAGCCCAAAGAGCCCAAAGCACCCAAAGCACCCAAGGAACCUGCUCCAAAGCCGUCAAAGCCCGUUAGGGGCGCCCUCCCUGACUUCGUCACCUCCGUCACACUCGAGGGCGAAGAAGACGACUCCGUCCCAGUCUUCGACACCUGCGACGUCAUCCGUCGUAAGAUCACAGGAGCCCUCACGUCCGCAACCCACACCAAAGCUUCUCUGCUCCGAGCCUUCGCCGCUUGCACCUCAAAACCAGAUCAUGCAAUAGCACCAAACUCAUUCCAACGGUUCAUGUCUGCAACAGGAAAAACCGGUGGCUGUGGUAACCGCACCUUCUAUGCCGCCUACGUAUACUUCGAGAAACAACGAAUUGCGCAGAAGAAGAAGAAGACUAAGACUCGUGAAGAAAUGGAGGCGACUUGGGGUGAAAAUGGGAUGGAUUAUGAGGACCUUGCGAGGCCGAUGUAG